This is a messenger RNA of Drosophila biarmipes, 531 nucleotides long. It is a transcript of the gene ng3, whose product is annotated as protein new-glue 3. The transcript has a single exon. The coding region runs from base 1 to 489 and encodes 162 amino acids. The record is from RefSeq and is a predicted model, not a curated record. NCBI's taxonomy places the organism in Eukaryota, Metazoa, Arthropoda, Insecta, Diptera, Drosophilidae.
AUGAGGUACACCUGUGUCCUCCUGCUUCUGCUGGCCACCGUGGCCAGUUUCCUGAUCGGGCAGACUGGCGGCGCCACGGCCACCACUUCCGCCUCGGCGUCCACCUCGUCGAGCUCCAGCACUACGUCCACCACCACCACCACCACGACCACCACCACCACCACCACAACCACGGCAGCCCCAACCUCUGACUCAUCCGCGAAGAAAAUCACCGUCACUCACUAUAAAUCCGUUAGGACUCGUCCAGAUGUGAUCAGGAGAACUCGCAGACAUCGUAGGCAUGGCGGCAGCGAUUGCGAUAGCUCCGAAGAGAGCACCAAGAGUCGCCGCAGCAGCAGCAGCAGGAAAAGCAGCAGGAGCACCAGCAGCAGGAAAAGCAGCAGGAGCACCAGCAGCAGCAGCAGCAGCGGCAGCAGCAGCAGGAGCAACAGCCGCGCCAGCCGCCGAAGGGCCCGUCGCGCCCGUCGCGCCCGCCGGUCCUCCAAGUGAGCCCCCAAGGAGCCCAGGACCACCCCGCAGCCGCACCCUGGA